AUGACUUUCCAACCACACCAUGAGAGGACCGACGGGGUUGGAUGUUUAUCCAACACACGUUAUUUCUCCUGUCCCAGCUCUGACUCAAUCAAUCACCAAGACUUCGCCGGUCGAAUUGAUCCCCUUCUUCAACAUACAACACCCUAUUUCAGCCACGAAGAUACCUACUAUGGCACCAACAGCAUGCAGAGAUAUUUACAGGAGCCUCAGAGCAACUACUUUACCGCAUCGUCAAACAUUGCUAUCCCAAACACUCAUUAUACUGGAAUCUACCCUGAUAUGAGUUAUCCUCUUCAUCACAGUUCACAGGUCCGCCAGGGUUCUCCAAUGUCCUAUCAGCCAUCAUCAGCGGCCAGCGGACCUCAAAGUCCCCAUUGGAUAGAUAAUGAUGCACAUGCCAGCACUCGAGGCCCGUCUACGCCGUCCGAUGCUGCAGUCUUGUCCCCGAACAUUGUUGGUUCAGGCUCACUGUCACCUAGUGUCUCCCUGUACGGAUUAUCAAGUGCACCACAAGGAUGUGUGGACCCGGCUGUCAUUGAACCUAGUCAAACUUUCUCUGGAAUCAAAGGGGACCAAGAGAUUAAUGCUUUCACUCUCGACAUGAAUGCUGAUUUUGACCGUGCCACUCCCAAUUCCAUCUACCAAGGCGACGGCUCGAGCCCUCCAUCAACUUUCGACCCUUCACCUUUAGAAUUAUAUCCUCAAGCCGAUGCGAAGGCGGCCUACCCCGAUCCUGACAGCAUGGAUGUGGACGCAAAAUUCGAAGAUGAAGCUGAGACUAUCGGCGGCGACGAUGGCGACGACGAAUACAGACCCAAUUGCAGAGCCAAGUCAUCUCGAAAUGCCAAAGGUGGCAGCCGAGGUGGCCGCGCCAGACGACUAAGUUCUAGUGCCAACACGAGCAGAGGAAAGGUUACCAAAUCACGGCCUGUUACCCACGGUACUACAGCGCGAAAACUACUCUCAUCAUGUGGAAGCAUGCUGUGCAUACAUUGUCAGAAAAUGUUCAACGACGACGUAUCAUUAGAGAAGCAUAUCAAUGCCAUGCAUACUCGUCCUUUCAUCUGCGUCUUCCAUUUUGCGGGCUGUAACCAGGCCUUUGCAAACAAAAACGAAUGGAAAAGGCAUGUUUCGGCGCAGCAUGUGAACCUACACUACUGGCUUUGUACAACUGGUGCCUGCGGAUAUUCUUCAAACCCAUUGAAAGGUGUUUUGGGUACCGCUACACAUUGCAGAGUCUUUAAAAGAAAAGACCUCUACACACAACACAUACGCCGGAUGCACGCACCUGAAGAGGUUGUCAAGGCUGACAAGAAAAACAAGACCUUUCCUCCUGACUGGUUAGUCCAGGAGAAGAAGUUACAGGAGGAAGCGUUCCGACAGCGGUGCAGAUUGCCAGACUACAUGCGUUGCCCAGCUAAAGACUGCACAGCAGUCUUCAAUAACGGCCAUAAGACUUGGGAUGACCGAAUGGAGCAUGUCGCUGUUCACCUUGAGUGUGCUGCCAAAAACGAGGAGCCACAAGUCGCUUUCGGGGGUACAAACGACGAGGCUCUCACGGAAUGGGCUUCCCACCCCAACGUUCGUGUCAUUGUGUCCACUAGCGAAGGAUGGGAGACAUGUCAACCGCUUAAGGCGGCUAAGACCGAGCUAUCAAGGCUAACCAGCGUUCAUGAUGGAGGCAUGGAUGAGGACGCAGAAGGUGAGGAAUGCUAG
This is a messenger RNA of Fusarium redolens, 1716 nucleotides long. RefSeq lists its product as uncharacterized. Gene Ontology annotation, molecular function: DNA-binding transcription factor activity. Lineage: Eukaryota; Fungi; Ascomycota; Sordariomycetes; Hypocreales; Nectriaceae. Bases 1 to 1716 code for a protein of 571 amino acids. The transcript has a single exon. The record is from RefSeq and is a predicted model, not a curated record.